Messenger RNA from Prorocentrum cordatum, 447 nucleotides. NCBI's taxonomy places the organism in Eukaryota, Dinophyceae, Prorocentrales, Prorocentraceae. The record is from the annotation of a GenBank genome assembly.
AUGAUGCAAGCUGCUGUUGACGAAUCAACCUGCGCCGAGGCUGCUGACCAUGGCGCUGCUGAGCCGCAUGAGAAUGACACUAUGUCUCCUGACGACUAUGCCCACCAUUUCGGCCCCAUCUUGUCUGACGAGGAGUUCGAGAGACAUGUCCAAUCUGCGCUGCGACGGUCCAGGGAGGAGCCGCAGGCUGACGGACGCGACCCCGCGUCGGCGUCUUCGUCGGGAUUGGCUGGUGCAUCUUCCCACGGGUCGAUUUCUGCAGUGCCGCUCCCUGUUGGGCGCGACGGAGAGGGCGACAACUCGAGCGAGACCGACGGUGAGUUUGACAAACGGGGCUGGCGGGUCUGUUUACGUAUGUGCAUUCGUUCAUAUAUUAUGUUGCUGUUUCUGGAGGCUUCUGGACGCAUCUGUAGGUUUGCGAUUUUCAGAGGCUUCAGGGGACUUCCG